Messenger RNA from Boleophthalmus pectinirostris (great blue-spotted mudskipper), 3628 nucleotides. RefSeq lists its product as uncharacterized. Bases 61 to 3540 code for a protein of 1159 amino acids. Gene Ontology annotation, biological process: prevention of polyspermy; binding of sperm to zona pellucida. NCBI's taxonomy places the organism in Eukaryota, Metazoa, Chordata, Actinopteri, Gobiiformes, Gobiidae. The transcript has 19 exons. Gene Ontology annotation, cellular component: egg coat. The record is from RefSeq and is a predicted model, not a curated record. Gene Ontology annotation, molecular function: acrosin binding; structural constituent of egg coat.
UGGUCCAGUAGCUGCGUCUUAAUUGAACGUCUCGUCGCAGGUGGCGCCUUUCGAGCGCACAUGAGGGAAGUCUCAUCCGGCAUGUCUGGCAAAAAGAAACUAGAAAUCAUUUGGUUUGUUGCCGCUAUUUACAUUUUGACACAUGACCCUUGUGGCUCGGUGAGUUUGGAGAAGUUGGACGAUGAUUCUGGCACAAGAAAAGUUCAGGAAUCGACCGCGCCUAAGUGGAUUCCACUUGACUCCCGUGGGUAUAAACGGUUGCCAGAUAAUAAAAUAACAAGUGAGCACAAACUGCACAAAAGUGAGAAGGCAAAUUUAAACUUACACCACGCGCGUCAAUUAUCUACUCUCGAUGAAGAAGCGCUAUUGCGUCAUUUUCAGGAAAAUGGCAUCCAAUUAAAAAGCUUGUCGUGGACUAAUGGGAACGUGAGCAGGCACCAGGGGUCUCCUACGUACAAGUCUGAAAAAGGAUUUCAGUCCGACUACACGGGUUUUCGCCCUGUCCAAGGGGAAAUCUUGGGCCUUCCUGCUGACACCACUCAUUUGUUAGAGUGGCUGGCUAUGAGACCUUUGGUACAUUGUGAUCAAAAUGUCAUGACCUUCACUGCCUCUGGAGGAGGAUUCACAAACCUGUUUGUGGGAAGAGAUGGAGGUGCACCUAUCUCACUCUUUGAUCUACCCUCCCUCUGUGGUUUCUCUGUGAAGACUUCAUGGAGUGAAUUGGAGAUGACAGUGCCAUAUGAUGCAUGUUACAUUAUACAGGAGGAUGGUAAGAUCGUCCUACCUCUGGAGUGGAGGGGUAGCCCUCUGAAGCUCUCUUGUCCCAUGUGGAGACCCUUACCUGCUCCCACAGUGUACUGUUCCCCCUAUGGCAUGGUAGUGCACAUAGUCGGUCAGACGGAAGAUUUGCCUACAUUGGGUUUUAAAGUGAACGGGCGUUGGGGACCAUUGUUGGCUGAUGAGUGUGCCAGUCUUGUUCACUCCCACCUUGGGGAGUUUCUAUUCUUUAUAUCCACCACAGCCUCCUGUAUAGUUGUUGAACAUGGAGUGCACCUCUGGCUAAUCAUUGAUGAGCUGGAAUACACUCUCUCUUGUCCCGAGUUCCUGCCUGUUCCUCCCCCCUCUGCCAGUGAACCUCAGUUUCCAUUUUUUCCUGAACCCAUCACUCCUCCUCCCCCAUCUUCCCCUCCCCUGACUCCAUCAUUUUUGGAUCCAAUCUACCUGCACCCUGAGUUCCCCCAGAUUCACCCCCCUGCACCACAACUGCCCCAAGCUCCUAUACCCACUGCAGACAGCCCCCCAGGACCCCAGCCACAGCAGCCUCUUCAUACCUUUACCUUUAACUAUGAAGGGAAUUACAUCAAACCAAUUAUACCUGAGUCACCUCCAGUGAAGAUGCCACCUCCAAAAGAUCCAAACUUGAAUGUAGAACACAAUGUUUUUACUUUUCACCCAAAUUUCCCAGUUCCCCAUGAUCUCUCGAGCACUUAUGAAUCAUACUUCUUGUCAGAGUCUACAAAACCCACAGUUUCUCCUGCUACAACACAGACACCAAGCCUUCAACAUCUUUAUCUCAAUGCUCAUUAUUUUCAAAUGCCUUUCCAGCCUACACCUCAACAAACCCCAACACCCUCUCCUCCCCCUCUUUAUGUUCCCCCCCAAAUGCCCGAGAUGCCCCCGGGUAAGUUCUAUUUUCCAUCUUACACAGAUGUUUCUUACAAUCCAUAUCAGUUUUACCAUCAAACAUCAGUUAAUGUGGAAAACCAAUCACCCGCUGUUACACCUCCUGAACUCUAUCUUAAGCACUGUUCUCCUUAUGGGGGCUCAGUGUGUUCCUAUUACCCCAAUCCAUACUACCCAUACUAUGAUCCACAGUCUCCCAUGUUUCCUCAACUACCCACUGUACCCUCAAGUACCCCCCCUGUGCCAGCCCACCCCCCUCCACAGGAAGUGCAACACUAUUGUCUGAAGGACAGGAUUCUUGUCCAUUUACCAUUCGCACAUCCAGACUCCAUACAGGUUCGAGAUCAAACAAACUUGUGGCAAUUCAUUUCUAAAACAUUUCCAUUUUGUUGGUACAACCUGCAUUCGUCUGACAGUGGAGGUAUAAUUCUUCACAGUCCCCUGCAUGGUUGUCACACACAUCUAAAGCCUGACACUUCCACAUCGUUGUGUCUGCGUUUUUGGGACAUGUCUCUUGCACACUUCAGGACAGUGGAUGUGCUCUGUCCUGCACAAACUAUAACUCCACCGUCAUUGACUCCAGCUCCUCCGGCUCCUCCAGCUCCACCCUUCACCCCAGGGCCUCAUAAGCCUGAAGUGGUCUGCUCUCUCGAUCAAAUGACUGUGGUAUUUCCCUAUGGGACCAGUUUGGAGCUCAUUGUUGAGGAUUUGAAUGGGAACAUGAUAAAUCUUCAGGAUGUUGCAAAGGACUGUGGGUAUUCUGCAAGCCUAGCCAAAGAUGGAAAGAUCGUUUUGAGCCUCCCCUUACAUUUGCGUUGUCACAUGACUUUGCAGGGUUCUAUGUACGUCAUCAACAUGGUGUACAAAACAUAUGCAGGGGCAAAGGAGGCACAGUUUUCCUGCCCGAGAGGUGUUGCCCCAGUCACUAGUCAUCAAGAGUGCAACCUUCCCCAUGAACAACGCCUCCCCUGUGGACCAGGCUCUAUGUCCCAGCCACACUGCCUCUCUAUGGGCUGCUGCUUUGGCGAAUACCCGCCUACCUGUUACUACCCCAUGGAUGAGUGCACUGCUGACAGACACUUCGUCUUCUCUGUGCCUGCUUCUCUCAUGGAGCCACCUUUGUCUCUGGCUUCUCUCGUUGCCGGUGGUAACGCGUCCUGCACCCCCCAGAAAGUGACAUCUAACUAUGCUUUGUUUAAGAUUCCUAUGGAUGCCUGUGGAGCGCGCAGGAUGCAAGUGGGAAAAACUAUGAUCUACAUGUUAGAAGUCAACAACAUUGUUAACAGCAUCAGCCUCAACUAUGGCACAAUCACAAGAGACUCGCCUGUCAGAUUAUUGGUGGAGUGCAGAUUUUUGCCAGGUAGUGCCCUCACUGUCAGCUAUAUGGUGAAAACGCCAUCUUUGGGCCCUGCCGUUCAAACUGAAGGAGUUUUUGGAGUACAGCUGAGGAUCGCCAAAGACCCACAGUAUAAGAGCUACUACCCACAGUAUCACCAGCCCCUGCAGAUGUUGUUGGGUAAACCACUCUACCUGGAGGUGCGGCUGCUCAACUCCCCUGACCCCAGUUUCGUGCUGCUCGUGCAUUACUGCGUGGCCUAUCCUCGCUCUGGGAAAGCCAUCUGGGUGUUGCUUUAUAACGGAUGUCCAAAUCCACUGGAUCCUGAUCCCAACCAGAUUGUUCUGUCAGAUCCUAAAGUUCCAGCUCGUGCCCAGACUCGUCGCUUCACCAUCAGCACAUUCCAGUUUCUUCCCGAUGGAGAGUUUAAGGAUUCAAAUGAAGAGAUCUACUUCAUGUGUUCAACUGAGAUUUGCUCGCCGCGGGAUGGUCCAUGUGUAGAAGGAUGUUUUGGUCCAUGACGCUGCGUGGAAGAUGUUUCUUGUUGGUUUAAAUCAUAAUGAGCUGGCCUCACCAUUUUACCAACAAUAAAAAUGUCAUAAUACUUGA